ACAUAGUCGUCUCCCUCCAAGCAAUAUCUUUCAACCAAAAUUUACCACUUUGAUAAGCCAAACAAACCCUUCAAUCAUAAGAAAUGAGCACCAAAAGGAUUCGCACAGAGAGCAAAUUCGCCAGAUACAUGAAAGGGCCAGCCAAAGCUCUGGCCCGAGCCCGAGAUCUCUACGUGCGCAGCCUUUCGGGCUGCGCCGAUCACGUCCACUGCGCCGACUCAAUGGGCUUCCCAGCGCCCCAUUUCGAGAGCUUGCCGAGGAGCUUCAGCACCAAUUCCUCGUAUUCCAGAGACGAGGAUUUGAAGGAGCUCGUUCGAAUAGCGUCCACUCGCAGCCUCACCGGAAAAGUGGAGGCCGAGCUCCACCGUUCCGGAAAACCGUCGGCGGUGGCCCGCAGCCGCACGGUGGUCAUUGGCAGGAUCGAUGAAGAGAAGCCGUGUGAAUUUGGAGAAGAUUUCGACGGAGAGAGGCCGGGGAUUUAUCCGAGGAGUAGAAGUUACGUAGCUUCAAGAAGAAGCGGCAUGGUGUGAUUUUCUUUCCCUUUUUGUUUCUGGUAAUCGUCAAAUGCAGAAGAAGUUGAAGGGCUGUGUUCGAUUUCCUCUUUUGUUGACUGUUUCUUUGUCUGCUUUGUUUAUACGUAACCAUCAUGUAGUGUGAGUAAAAGUUAGUGUGUGUUUGGUGGUUUUUGUGUGUGAACUGUCUAUAUUUCUGAAUGAUUCAAAAAACAAAAUCUGUCCUA
Messenger RNA from Sesamum indicum (sesame), 739 nucleotides. RefSeq lists its product as uncharacterized. NCBI's taxonomy places the organism in Eukaryota, Viridiplantae, Streptophyta, Magnoliopsida, Lamiales, Pedaliaceae. The record is from RefSeq and is a predicted model, not a curated record.